CAGGAGUCGCAGGACAGAAAUACAAGAGGAAGAAAACCCUGUAGUUAAAUCGGAGAGGGCGAGAACAGAAAAACAUCAGUCUGCUGCAUUACCCUGGUAUGGAUAACCUUGAGGAGGACCUGACAUGUUCUGUGUGUUAUUCCCUCUUUAAUGAUCCAAGGGUGCUCCCUUGCUCCCACACCUUUUGCAAGUCCUGUCUGGAUAAUGUGCUUCAGGUAUCUGCCAAUUUCUCAAUCUGGCGCCCUCUUCGUCUCCCGCUGAAAUGUCCCAACUGCCGCAGCGUGGUGGAGCUGCCGCCCAGUGGCGUAGACGCGCUCCCCAUCAACGUUUGUUUGCGUGCUAUUAUCGAGAAGUAUCAGCGUGAUGGCCGGCCUCACCCCCCGACCUGCCCCGAGCACCCUCGCCAACCCCUUAACGUUUAUUGCGUCCAGGAUCGCAAACUUAUCUGCGGCUUCUGCCUCACCAUCGGUCAGCAUCAGGGUCACACCAUCGAUGACCUCCAGACGGCGUAUAUCAAAGAGCGCAAUACCCCAGCCAGGCUUGUGGAGCGGCUGACGGACAGGCGCUGGGAGGAGGUGUGCGACAUUGUGGAGAAGCUGGAGCAAGAGAAAGCCCGAUGCGAAAAUCUUAUCCGACAGGACCGUGAGGCGGUCUCACAGUUCUUUCAGGGCUUAGACCUCCUCCUAGCCCGCAAGAAGGACGAAUUCAUGAAGGCACUUGAUGCGGCAAGCACUGAGCUGUCCAAAGCCUACGAUCCCAUCAUUGAGAAGCUGAAGGACAUGAAAGAGGAGCAGUUGGACCUCAUCUCUCUCAGCUCAAGUGUGGAAGAAGAAGACUCGCCUCUUGCUUUCCUCGAGAAGGUGCACCAGUUUCGUGAGAGGGUGAACGUCCUUACUCAGACACCUCUACCCAAGGUUACGCCCCUCUUCAUCUCUCCUCGGGCAGGGGAGUUUCUUGAGGAGCACUGGACCACUGUGACCAUCGGUGGACUAGAGAGUGGUCCGGUUCCAAAGGUCACUUUCCACAAAAAAGGAUGUAAAGGAAAGGGCUUAGUCCAACCCAGUAUUGGUGAAACUUGGGCUGGGGUUCUCCUUCAUUGUUCUCCUUCCAUUGCUUUACUCUGUCUUCUUCUCAUUUUCAUUGGCUUGUGUUUAAACCCAGUAGGAGGUGCAUCCCUGGGCUUUUCUCUUCUGUCUCAGUUAAGUCAGUUCAUUCAGAGUCUGACAGGGGAACUUGCCUCUCCACUCUGUGAUACAUCGACAUUCCUCUACACUGCACUGGAGCAUUUUACUCUUCGAUUAAGCUCAUAUAUUUCAGCUCUAGGUGAACGGCUCUACCUAUAUGUUGCCUUCUUUUUUAAAACAUUGCAAUUAGUUUAG
This is a messenger RNA of Chanos chanos (milkfish), 1379 nucleotides long. It is a transcript of the gene trim59, whose product is annotated as tripartite motif containing 59. Lineage: Eukaryota; Metazoa; Chordata; Actinopteri; Gonorynchiformes; Chanidae. The coding region runs from base 99 to 1379 and encodes 426 amino acids. Gene Ontology annotation, biological process: protein monoubiquitination. Gene Ontology annotation, molecular function: ubiquitin protein ligase activity; zinc ion binding. The transcript is spliced from 2 exons. The record is from RefSeq and is a predicted model, not a curated record.